Charadrius vociferus (killdeer) is the source of this 294-nucleotide messenger RNA. RefSeq names its product lymphotactin-like. The transcript is spliced from 3 exons. Gene Ontology annotation, molecular function: chemokine activity; CCR chemokine receptor binding. Lineage: Eukaryota; Metazoa; Chordata; Aves; Charadriiformes; Charadriidae. Gene Ontology annotation, cellular component: extracellular region. The record is from RefSeq and is a predicted model, not a curated record. The coding region runs from base 1 to 294 and encodes 97 amino acids. Gene Ontology annotation, biological process: neutrophil chemotaxis; cellular response to type II interferon; chemokine-mediated signaling pathway.
AUGAAACUCCUCACUGCAGCUAUCCUCGUCAUCUUCUGCCUUGGCAUCUUCACUGCGCACACGGUGAAAGGAAGUGUUGGAAGUCAGCGCAUGCGCAGAUUCAGUUGUGUAAGACUGUCUACACAGCAACUGAACAUCCGAAACCUUGUCAGCUAUGAAAAGCAACAGGUUCCAGUAAAUGCCAUCAUGUUUAUCACCACAAAAGGUAUCAAGAUCUGUGUGAGCCCUGAUCAGAAAUGGGUGCAGUCUGCUAUAAAGAAAAUAGACCAAAAACGUACCACCAAAGGCAAAUAA